This is a messenger RNA of Radiomyces spectabilis, 721 nucleotides long. RefSeq lists its product as uncharacterized. Lineage: Eukaryota; Fungi; Mucoromycota; Mucoromycetes; Mucorales; Radiomycetaceae. Gene Ontology annotation, cellular component: membrane. The transcript has 4 exons. The coding region runs from base 29 to 691 and encodes 220 amino acids. The record is from RefSeq and is a predicted model, not a curated record.
CUUCUGUUUAUAGAUUCUGUUGGAUGGCAUGACGUUUUUAAUAGGAUUGCUGAUAACCUUAUCCAAAGGAUAUGACCACGCCGAAGUGAUUAUGGUCUCCAACAAAGAUAUACUCAUUGCCGCAUUUUUGAAUGCCUUGUUUUGUAUUGGUGCCGGCGUCGUUGGGUCGAUAGCCUACUGGCGUAGUUAUCGUCAUCGGCAUAUCAUGAUGGUCGUGUACACCUUUUUAUUGUGGCUGUGCUUGGCCAUGAUCACAACCAUAGGUUACCUGGCCUACAACAACACGGCGUUGAAUCUAAAGACCAAACUGGGGAUGAAAUGGCGAUACGACCUCACCGCUGAACAACACAUGGUUUUACAGACAAAUUUGCGUUGCUGUGGAUUUGAGAAUCCGGCUGACCAUGCGACCUACUCUGCACAUUGUUGGCCUGAAUCGUUGCUGCCUGGUUGUCAAAAUAGGCUUUACAACUUCCAGUAUAAUUUUCUGGUCAAGACCUACACCAUGUGUUUUGCUCUUCUCCCUGUCCAUGUACUCGCUACCUUAUCAGCAUUGUACGUUUUUCACGACAGCAAGGUUGAAGAACCGUCAUAUCCUCCGGACAUGACAGACGAGGAUCCAACCAAAGUAGACACACCAGCUAUAAACUUUGAACAUCCGGCUUGUCCAGCUUGUAAAAACUGGACCUUUUAAGCAGACAAAAAAAAAUCCAUAAAGUGCUUG